Chaetomium strumarium is the source of this 2304-nucleotide messenger RNA. RefSeq lists its product as uncharacterized. Lineage: Eukaryota; Fungi; Ascomycota; Sordariomycetes; Sordariales; Chaetomiaceae. Gene Ontology annotation, cellular component: MUB1-RAD6-UBR2 ubiquitin ligase complex. Bases 180 to 2063 code for a protein of 627 amino acids. The transcript has 2 exons. Gene Ontology annotation, biological process: ubiquitin-dependent protein catabolic process; establishment or maintenance of cell polarity. The record is from RefSeq and is a predicted model, not a curated record.
AUUCAUUUCCGCGAGAGGAGUUCGCCCUGAGAGGAGUCGGACAGGGCAAACAUCCUCUGGCACGUCCGACUCGAGAUACGAUACCAGCGAUUGAAACUGCACGACACUUUCCGUCGCUCUGCCCUCCGCCCCCUCUCCCUGUCUUGCGCCUACCUCGAGGUUCGUGGAGGCAAGCCAAGAUGAGGGAAGCCAACUUUAGCAUACCCCAUGGCAACAAGGCAUCCGUGGGCAUCACCACGGCCUUGUAUGACCGACGGGCCCUCGACUGCACAUCUACCCUACCAUUGAUCAAUUCUCUGAACCAUCUGGCCUAUCUCACCACAUCCUCGGCUAGAAUCCGCGACAUCCUCACCGUUGAUGGCGGCAUCGAAAGGCUGGUCUGCAUUCUGAAAGAGGGGCGGAGCAAGGACAUGAUGGACAUGUGGAAAUGGAACCUGGCUUUUCAGUGCGUGGUCAACAUAGGCGUUAGGGGCACGGAAGCUGUCCGGACCCGCGUCGUCGAGGCCGACAUGGUUCCAGUCAUCGCUACCAUUCUGGACAAUUACAUCAAGGUCAUUGAGAAGGUCCGCGAAAAAGAGGAGGAGGCCAAGCAGAAAUUGGACCAUCACCGCCACAGGAUCGGCGGAAGCAGUCGUGGACACAAGUCUUCGAGCUUCUCAUCCCGAGCAACUGGCAAUCUGGAAGUGGACCGACGAGCCUUCCGCAGGCAAGCUCCGCCCCCGUCGAUCGAUGUGUCUGCGGCGCUCGCCGGGCCGUCCACGGCGGUUGUCCAUUCCAAUGCCGACCCGACACCAACUGCGCCUCACUUCCAGGUGACGCCUUCGGCAGAGAGGACUCCCUUGACCGCCACCUACCGAUCCCUUCACCAUCAUCAUCACCAUCAUCACACGGCGACGUCUCCCGGUCCUCAGACUGCGCCGCCCGCUCCCAUCGUACCCUCAAUGGAUGCUGCCGAUGGUUUCGUCAGGCCGGUUCGGGACAGCGAUCGCCUCGGCGGCAUAAUGCCAUUCUCCCGGAACGCCAUCACCUCCCAGCCAGCAUCCCCCACCACGCCACUACCACCCCCCCAGCUUCGAUCCCCGACCGUUCGACCUGCAUCCAUGCUCGCAACCACGGCUCGGCCUCGCCGAAGGCCCUCCAUCCGCCAUCAGCACUCGACCGCCGCCGAGUCCGAUGAUAUGAAUGCUGAGAGCAUCACGUCCGAGGAUUCGCCGGACACCGAGAUGUCCGGAACUGGAGACAUGCAGCCAGAUGUCGGGGUCCAGGGCAUCACGGUGGAAGACGGAGACAGCAUCAUGACUGGCGGCCCCAUCGAAUUGACAACUCCCACGGCGAGCGAGACCCAGGACGCUGGAACUUUCAACAUCACCCACCAAGGCCCCGUCGAUGGCAGCGAUAACAGCGUAACCGCCAACAGCGUGCCCACACCCGUCCCUGCCAUAGGAAUCCAUAUGUCUCCGAACCGGCCAACUCUUGUGGGCCCACCGCAGCCGGCAUUGCCUAACGCCAGCGUACCACGCUACUUGCUUGAUCGCCAAUUCAACCCAAACCCACAAAUGCUCGCCUCUAUGCCGAGGGAAGAGGAUGUCCUGAUGUCCCUACAGCUUCUGGCCUAUGUUUCCAAGUACUGCAACCUCAGGAAAUAUUUCCAGAGGAGCCAUCUGGUUCCCAAGCUGAAGAUCGGAAAGGAAAUCCAGCUUCUCGACGGCGCCGACCCAGUCGCCCUCGAGGCCGAGCUGGAGGAACAGGACGAGGCGGCGGAAGAAGAGUACACCCUCCCGAACGACCUGAACAUCUUCCCGCUCGUGGAGAAGUUCACUGUUAGGCACCACAGCACCGACAUGCAAUACUGGGCCGGGGUGGUUAUGAGGAACCUGUGCCGCAAGGACGACACGCGGGGAGGCAUCAGGCAAUGCGCUUACUACCAGUGCGGCAAGUGGGAAGAGUUUACACGACAAUUCGCUAAGUGCCGCCGCUGCCGAAGGACGAAGUACUGCAGCAAGGAGUGCCAGAAGAGCGCAUGGGCAUUCCACCGCCACUGGUGCAUCGCUGCGACGCAAUGAAUUGGAAACCACUUAGGGCUCCAUUGGGCAGUUGGGAAUGAUGGUCAUUUAUUGAUACCCCCCGGUUCUUUUCUUCCUCCCGGGAUGCACAAGUCUCAAGGCUUUCUCGUUGCAUGGCGUUAUUCCAUAGUGUCUACCAGCAAAACUUGUCCCGGCUCUCCGGACAGCAUGGCGAAGCACAGCACAGCAUUUUGUCUAUCCACACACAUACACUCACAACACAUGGCACUCCGCACAGCAU